Molecule: messenger RNA, 671 nt
Organism: Cucurbita maxima (winter squash)
Lineage: Eukaryota; Viridiplantae; Streptophyta; Magnoliopsida; Cucurbitales; Cucurbitaceae
Exons: 2
Coding region: 98-520 (140 amino acids)
Source: RefSeq, a predicted model, not a curated record
UUUCUCCCUUUAUUAUUCUAAACCCAUAUUCCCAAUUUCUCACUCUAUCUCCACUUUCCCUUUUCUUCUCUCUCUCUCUCUCUCUCUCUCUAGAACCAUGGAUUCUUCUUCACUUGGCGUUAAUGGCAGUGUUCAGCAUGUUCCCAGGAAGUCCUCUGACCAGCUUUUGAAGAAGUUUGCAGAGGUGGGCUCGGAGUCCGGCGGCGGAAGGAGGCUGUCGACAGUGGUUAAGAGGCGGCGGAGGAGGCCGAAUGAGGAGUGCGAGAGCCCAUCCGGCGGCGGUGUGGUGGAGCGGAAGUGGCUGAUUCCGCCGGCGGGGAGGAAAUCGGUUGUGUUGAAGAAAAUCGGGAUUGGAAGUGGCAGUGGAAGGUCUCAGCAGCUGAGGAUUAGAGAUUUUAGAAACAAAUCUUUCCUUGGAGCCAUUCAAAAGACGUGGCGAAGAACAGUGGAAGGGGCAUCAAAGGUGUUAUUAGAGAAACAUUACAACACUCACAGACGUUUGAUAAGUGACAUUGUCUGAUUCUCUAAAUUAUUAGAUGAGGCUGAAAUCUCCUUUUUACCCCUCCCCCUAAUAUUAUACCUUCUUCAUUCCUUCCUGCUUUUUUCUUUUAUUCCAUUCACUUUGUAUUUGCUUCUUAUUCUAUUUACUCUACAAGGAAGCUCUUUGUGCU